Leptonychotes weddellii (Weddell seal) is the source of this 657-nucleotide messenger RNA. RefSeq names its product mediator of RNA polymerase II transcription subunit 20. Gene Ontology annotation, biological process: regulation of transcription by RNA polymerase II. The record is from RefSeq and is a predicted model, not a curated record. NCBI's taxonomy places the organism in Eukaryota, Metazoa, Chordata, Mammalia, Carnivora, Phocidae. Gene Ontology annotation, cellular component: mediator complex. Gene Ontology annotation, molecular function: transcription coactivator activity.
CCCUCCUGGCCCGAUACCAUGGGAGUGACUUGUGUGUCCCAGAUGCCUGUGGCUGAGGGCAAGAGUGUCCAGCAGACAGUGGAGCUCCUCACCCGGAAGUUGGAGAUGCUUGGGGCAGAGAAGCAAGGAACAUUUUGCGUGGAUUGUGAGACCUACCACACAGCUGCCUCCGCUCUUGGCAGCCAAGGUCAGGCUGGGAAGCUGAUGUAUGUGAUCCACAACUCAGAGUACCCUCUGAGCUGCUUUGCCCUCUUUGAGAAUGGCCCUUGGCUUAUUGCCGACACCAACUUCGAUGUGCUCAUGGUGAAGCUGAAGGGCUUUUUCCAGAGUGCCAAGGCCAGCAAGAUUGAGACCCAGGGUACCUGUUACCAGUACUGUGACUUCCUAGUGAAGGUGGGCACAGUCACCACGGGGCCCAGUGCCCGAGGCAUCUCCGUAGAGGUGGAGUAUGGCCGCUGUGUGGUAGCUAGCGACUGCUGGAGCCUGUUGCUCAAGUUCCUACAGAGUUUUCUAGGCAACCACACACCAGGGGCUCCUGCAGUGUUUGGGAACAGACACGAUGCUGUCUAUGGCCCAGCAGAUACCAUGGUCCAGUACAUGGAACUCUUCAGUAAGAUCCGCAAGCAGCAGCAGGUGCCAGUGGCUGGGAUUCGUUAG